AUGAAAGGUAACACUAGAGGCAAACCAUGGACAGUGAUAUGGCAAGUAUUAUUCUCUUCAUUUUGCUUCAGUGAUGUCUUAGGCCAAUUGCAAUAUUCAAUACCUGAAGAAAUUAAAUUGGGAUCUGUGGUUGGGAAUGUGGCAAAAGAUCUUGGAAUUAAUGUAAAGGAACUUGCACUUAGAAAAUUCCAAAUAGUUUCUCAUGAUAUAAAACAAUAUUUUAAUAUAAAUCUUGAAAAUGGAGACUUAAUUGUAUCAGAAAGAAUUGAUAGAGAAACAUUAUGCGAGGCAAAACUGAACUGCUUUCUAAACCUUGAAGCUGUCAUUGAAUAUCCAUUGAACUUUUACACAAUCACUAUAGAAAUCCAGGAUGUGAAUGAUAAUGCUCCGACAUUUUCUAAGAAACAUUUUGAAAUAAGCAUCAGUGAGUCUGCUUUACCUGGAGUACAUUUUCCAUUAGGAAAUGCAGAAGAUCCAGAUCUAGGCACAAAUUCUAUACAAAGUUAUACUCUUAGUGACACUGAGCACUUUAGUCUAGGAGAAAGAACUAUGAGGAGUGAAAUAAAGUAUGCAGAAAUUAUACUUGAAAAAUCAUUAGACAGAGAAAAGCAGGACUUUUAUGAUUUAAUUUUAACAGCUUCUGAUGGAGGCAAACCUGCUAAAACUGGGACCGCCAAAAUUAAAAUCACUGUUCAAGAUGUUAAUGACAACUUUCCAACAUUUGCCCAGGAUACAUACAACAUAAGACUGCAUGAGAAUAUGCCGAUUGGUUCUUUAGUGGUCCAUUUAAAUGCAACUGAUGAAGAUGAAGGUACAAAUGGCUUAUUGGCCUAUUAUUUUAACCACAUACCUAAAAAUGCUAAUCAAAUAUUUGCGAUAGAUUCCAGCAAAGGAGACAUUACGAUAAUAGGAAGUUUAGAUUACGAAAUAUCAAAUACUUAUGACAUGACUGUAGAAGCUAUAGAUGGUGGAGGCCUUGUAACACAUUGCAAGGUGUCAAUACAAGUGAUUGAUGUGAAUGAUAAUGCUCCAGAUAUAACAGUUACCACUCUUGCAACAACAAUUCCAGAAGAUUCUCCACCUGGUACUGUCAUGGCUGUAAUUAAUGUCCGUGAUUUGGAUUCUGGGAUGAAUGGUGAGAUACUUUGUGUGGUCUCACAUAUAAAGGAUUUUCAACUAUUGCCAUCAUCUAGUAACUAUUAUAAACUUGUAACUGCAACUAGCAUUGACAGAGAACGAAAUUCUGGAUACAAUGUUACAAUUCAAUGUAUGGAUAAAGGAACUCCUCCAUUGUCUACUAAUAAAACUAUUCAGUUAACUAUUUCAGAUGUGAAUGACAAUGUUCCAGUUUUUGAGAGAAUUAACUACAUUGUCUACAUUAUAGAAAAUAACCAACCUGGAAUCUCAGUGCAAAUUAUUUUUGCUUCAGAUCUUGAUCAAGGUGACAAUGGAAAAAUUACAUACAGUAUUGUGAGCAGCAACAUUGAUAAUAUUCCAGUAUCUUCAUAUGUUUCCAUAAACUCAAUGACUGGAGUUCUCUAUGCCCAGAGAUCUUUUGACUAUGAGCAGUUGCGAGGAUUUAAUUUUCAGGUGAUAGCUAAAGACAGUGGAUCUCCUCCUCUAAGCAAUAAUGUCACAGUCAGGAUAUAUAUCAUUGAUAAGAAUGAUAAUGCUCCUAAGAUUCUCUACCCAUCACCAGAGACUGAGGGAUCAGCAUUAUUUGAGUUUAUUCCUCACUCUGCUGAGAAAGGUUAUCUGGUCACCAAAGUGAUUGCAGUGGACGCUGACUCUGGACACAAUGCCUGGCUCUCCUAUCACUUACUACAAGUUCAAGAACCAUCUUUAUUUGGAAUUGGCCAGCAUACUGGUGAAAUAAAGAUUUUAAGAGAUCUGCAAGAUGUUGAUAAUUUAAGGCAAAAACUUGUGGUUCUGGUGAAGGAUAAUGGAUCCCCAUCUCUGUCAUCUACAGUUACUUUGAAUUUAGUCAUUGCAGAGAAUUUUCAGCAAGUUAUGCCAGAAAUAAGAAGACAACCAACCAAUUCAGACAAGACAUCUAAUGUAACUUUUUAUCUAGUCAUAUCCAUAGCUCUGAUUUCUUGUCUAUUUAUUAUAACUGUUAUCAUUACGGCAAUUUUCAAAUGCAGAAACGCCAACACCCCAACUACUUUUGGAUCAUAUAAUAGAAAUGUGUACCCUCAAUUCACCCUGGGAUGUCCUUCUGAAAUAAGUGAUACAAGUUUACCUUUCCCAUUCUCAUACGAUGUGUGUGUGACUCUGGACUCGAAGCAGAAUGAAAUUGCUUAUCUGAAACCGGUGCAGAAUGUCCCCACGGACAAUCUAAUAGACACAGAUGACUUGGCAAUGGUGAAUCAGUCUGAAAACGCUAAGUUGUCAUCCAGCAGUGUUGGACAGGUAUGA
Molecule: messenger RNA, 2418 nt
Organism: Bufo bufo (common toad)
Lineage: Eukaryota; Metazoa; Chordata; Amphibia; Anura; Bufonidae
Product: protocadherin gamma-B1-like
Exons: 1
Coding region: 1-2418 (805 amino acids)
Biological process (GO): homophilic cell-cell adhesion
Cellular component (GO): plasma membrane
Molecular function (GO): calcium ion binding
Source: RefSeq, a predicted model, not a curated record